UGAUUUAUGAAAAGACAAACAGUAACGCACUGAGUGCGCAUGUACAGAAGCACUAAAUAUCAGGACAAGGUGCAUCGCCAGUCUACCCUGUUUCGUAGCUUUAUAGCUGUUUUAUCAAAUGUUGCGUUUCCUGUUGCUGUUCAGUCGCCAAGGAAAACUCCGACUGCAGAAAUGGUUCGUGCCGACAUCAGAACGGGAGAGGAAGAAGGUGAUCCGUGACAUGAUAAUGUUGGUGCUGCCCCGUCAGCCUCGUACCUGCAACUUCCUCCAAUGGAAGGACCUAAAGAUUGUUUACAAAAGAUAUGCCAGCCUGUAUUUCUGUGCUGGUCUGGAGGAGCAUGAUAAUGAACUUCUUGCUUUGGAGGUGCUGCACCGAUAUGUUGAGCUGCUGGAUAAAUACUUUGGUAAUGUGUGUGAGUUGGACAUCAUCUUCAACUUUGAGAAGGCCUAUUUCAUCCUGGAUGAAUUCCUCAUGGGUGGAGAGGUUUUAGAAACGUCCAAAUUUGCAGUGAAUGUGUCUAUGGAGCAGGCUGACACGCUACAAGAGACAAUGGAGGAAUAUAUGAGCAAACCUGCCUACUGAGUCAUGAGAGGAUGAGGAUGUUGAUGAAAAUGUAUUAGUACUGUGAUCCUGAAGGCUCAUUUUUAUUCAUCUGAGAGUUCUGAGAAAGAUGGUGUGUUCAGGUGUGUGUGCUGUGUAUUGGUGAGUAAAUGGAGAAACACAACACAGUAAGGAAAAAAUAAAGUCAAUGCUUUAUUAACCUCAGGAAUGUCACAUAUGACCACAAUUAAGAAAGAAUUACGAAAAACACACAGGAAUCUAAGGAACUGAACACUGGCUGUGACUGUCUCUGUAGGGGUGUGUGUGUGUGUGUGUGUAAUGGCUGGUGAAACAUUUACUGUAUGUAUCGCCAAGCAACAAAUUUGUAUUCAG
Xiphophorus hellerii (green swordtail) is the source of this 934-nucleotide messenger RNA. RefSeq names its product adaptor related protein complex 1 subunit sigma 3a (gene ap1s3a). Gene Ontology annotation, biological process: vesicle-mediated transport; intracellular protein transport. Gene Ontology annotation, cellular component: AP-1 adaptor complex; membrane coat. Bases 119 to 583 code for a protein of 154 amino acids. Gene Ontology annotation, molecular function: clathrin-cargo adaptor activity. The record is from RefSeq and is a predicted model, not a curated record. The transcript has 5 exons. Lineage: Eukaryota; Metazoa; Chordata; Actinopteri; Cyprinodontiformes; Poeciliidae.